CGGACUGACAACUCAUGGGGCCCCCGGGCAAUAGGGGAUCAUGGGGCCCCUGUGUCCUUGCCCAAACUCAAAAAAGCCUUUGAAAAAGGUACCAGGGGCAUCUCAUGGGGCCCCCUACUGACCCCGGGCCCUCGUGCAGUGCCCGAGUUUCCAAAUGGUCAGUCCGCCCCUGGGUGUUAUCCAUGCAUCGUUACUGACUUAGGCUCCAUUCACACUUGUGCGACUUGUCAUGCGACUUUGGGCAUCAAAGUCACGUGACAAGUCAGAGCCCAUUCUUUUCAAUGGCACCC
This is a messenger RNA of Staurois parvus, 290 nucleotides long. The record is from the annotation of a GenBank genome assembly. NCBI's taxonomy places the organism in Eukaryota, Metazoa, Chordata, Amphibia, Anura, Ranidae.